UGGACGGAAAAACGGGCCUUGUUCGGGGUCUACGACAACGUGGGGAUCCUGGGCGACUUCCAGAUCCACCCGAAGAACCUUAUUGUGGGGCCCAAGUGGCUGCGAGGCUGGCGGGGGAAUGAGCUGCAGAGGUGCAUCCGAAAGAAGCAGGUGGUGGGAGAUCGGAUGUUUGUAGAGGACUACCACAACCUCAACAAGAGGAUCCGGUACUUGUAUAGGCGCUUCAAUCGCACCGGGAAGCACCGCUAGGAGCAACUGUGGGUUUGGCAUGCAGAACGUGGUUUUGUGGCAUCACAGUCAGAAUAAAGC
Molecule: messenger RNA, 309 nt
Organism: Cariama cristata (Red-legged seriema)
Lineage: Eukaryota; Metazoa; Chordata; Aves; Cariamiformes; Cariamidae
Gene: MRPL51
Product: mitochondrial ribosomal protein L51
Exons: 2
Biological process (GO): translation
Cellular component (GO): mitochondrial large ribosomal subunit
Molecular function (GO): structural constituent of ribosome
Source: RefSeq, a predicted model, not a curated record